GAGAGAGAGAGAGAGAGAGAGAGGAGAGGAGAGUAGAUCGAGAUGGGGGGAUUUGGGAGGAAGGGGUACGAGUUCCUCUCCGAGCUCGGCCUGGGGCCCCGCAACCCCGGAUGCUACGUGAACGGAGCUUGGACUGGCGGCGGACCAGUCGUCGCCUCCCUCAACCCCGCCGACAACCAGGUGAUCGCGGAGGUGAUGGAGGCGUCGAUUCAGGAUUACGAGGAGGGUUUGCGGGCUUGCGCGGAGGCCGCCAAGAUAUGGAUGCAGGUUCCAGCUCCCAAAAGGGGAGAAAUUGUUAGACAGAUUGGUGAAGCAUUAAGAGGAAAGCUCCAAUACCUUGGUAGGCUUGUCUCGCUUGAGAUGGGGAAAAUUCUUCCUGAAGGGAUUGGAGAAGUUCAAGAAAUUAUUGACAUGUGUGACUAUGCUGUUGGGUUAAGUCGGCAGCUAAAUGGAUCUGUCAUACCAUCGGAACGUCCCAAUCAUAUGAUGCUGGAGGUGUGGAAUCCUCUUGGAAUAGUGGGUGUCAUUACUGCUUUCAAUUUCCCAUGUGCGGUGCUCGGAUGGAAUGCUUGCAUCGCACUGGUCUGUGGCAACUGUGUUGUUUGGAAAGGUGCUCCAACAACCCCGUUGGUCACUAUUGCAAUGACUGAGAUAGUUGCCGGAGUUAUAGAGAAGAACAAUUUACCAGGUGCAAUUUUCACGUCAUUUUGUGGAGGCGCUGAAAUUGGUGAAGCAAUAGCUUGUGACACACGGAUACCUCUAGUCUCAUUCACUGGAAGCUCCAAGGUUGGGCUGAUGGUUCAACAGAAUGUCAAUAGAAGAUUUGGUAAAUGCCUGCUUGAACUUAGUGGAAAUAAUGCUAUAAUUGUCAUGGAUGAUGCCGACAUUCAGCUAGCUGUACGUUCUGUUCUGUUUGCUGCUGUUGGUACAGCUGGACAACGGUGCACCACAUGUCGUAGGCUGCUUGUCCAUGAAAGUAUAUAUCACACUGUACUUGAUCGACUGGUUGAAGUAUAUAAGCAAGUCAAAAUUGGGGAUCCGUUGGAGAAAGGAACCUUACUGGGGCCAUUACACACUCCUACCUCAAAGGAAAACUUUGUGAAAGGUAUCCAAGCCAUCAAAGAACAGGGUGGGAAAUUUCUCUUUGGAGGGUCUGUUGUUGAAUCUGAGGGAAACUUUGUUCAACCUGCAAUUGUUGAGAUUUCAUCAAAUGCACCAGUAGUUAAAGAGGAGUUGUUUGGUCCUGUCCUGUAUGUAAUGAAAUUCCAGACUCUAAACGAGGCAAUUGAAAUAAACAACUCAGUUCCUCAAGGACUGAGCAGUUCUAUAUUCACACGAAGACCUGAAGUUAUCUUCAAGUGGAUUGGGCCUCAUGGUAGCGACUGUGGUAUCGUAAAUGUAAACAUACCAACUAAUGGUGCUGAAAUCGGUGGAGCUUUUGGUGGUGAAAAGGCUACUGGUGGGGGGCGAGAAGCAGGAAGUGAUUCAUGGAAGCAGUAUAUGCGACGUGCAACCUGCACAAUCAACUAUGGCAGUGAACUGCCCUUGGCACAAGGAAUAAACUUCGGAUAGUUUCUGACUCAAAGCGCGAUCAUCCACAUCAUUAAGAAGUUUCUGAUGAUACCUCCUUAUACAGUUACUAGCAGUAGAUAAGUAAGCCUUGUGGCUUGUGACUGGGACAUGACACUCGGUGAAAUGAAUUUUUGAUUCGAAUAAAAAUGAAGUCCUCAUUUUUGUUGA
Molecule: messenger RNA, 1740 nt
Organism: Musa acuminata subsp. malaccensis (wild Malaysian banana)
Lineage: Eukaryota; Viridiplantae; Streptophyta; Magnoliopsida; Zingiberales; Musaceae
Product: aldehyde dehydrogenase family 7 member B4
Molecular function (GO): aldehyde dehydrogenase (NAD+) activity
Source: RefSeq, a predicted model, not a curated record